UGGCUUGAACCGGAUAUGUCGUCAUGGAAAUGCGACCAUCCGGAUAUUCAAGUGUAUCGAAAGGAAAGUGGAAGAAACGGAAUCACAAUGAAUACUCGAGGACUCCGCUCUCAGCUGAAAGACAGUGUACCUGUGGCAGGCUUAUGUCCACAGGGAGCUUAUGGGGUGCAGGACUCUCUGCGUAGCGGCUUUACCAGUGUGAAGAAUGAGCUUCUCCCAAGCCACUCGCUGGAGCUGUCUGAAAAAAAUUUCCAGCUGAACCAGGACAAGAUGAAUUUCUCUACACUCAGAAACAUCCAGGGUCUUCAUGCUCCACUCAAACUGCAGAUGGAGUACAGGGCAGCUAGACAGAUCCAGCGCCUGCCGUUCUUACCGAGUUCAAACCUGGCUCUGGAUACACUGCGAGGCAGUGACGAGGCCAUCGGCUUUGAAGACAUCCUCAACGAUCCUGCCCAGAGUGAAAUGAUGGGCGAGCCACACAUGAUGGUGGAAUACAAACUGGGGCUGUUGUGAAAGAAGAUGGAUGCACAGCUACACACAUAGAUUUAGGUUUAUUAUUUGUCUGCAUACAUUUGUUUAUUGACUCAAAAAGAAAAAAUCACCAACUCAGGUUCUGGAACAUUGAGUCUGUAAUCCUUUGUGAGAGAAAGGGGCUUGAUGGGAGGGGUGUGUGGGAAGUUACCCUGUAAACAAAGUAGAUGUGGGUUGUUGAACAGUCACUGAGACAAGCAUUCAGUGCUGCUUUUGUAUGAUUCCAAUCUGGUUGGCAUUUCUAAUAAACUCCAUAACCUUCCUCA
Molecule: messenger RNA, 797 nt
Organism: Micropterus salmoides (largemouth bass)
Lineage: Eukaryota; Metazoa; Chordata; Actinopteri; Centrarchiformes; Centrarchidae
Product: proteasome maturation protein
Exons: 6
Coding region: 16-513 (165 amino acids)
Biological process (GO): proteasome assembly
Cellular component (GO): nucleus; cytoplasm
Source: RefSeq, a predicted model, not a curated record